Vitrella brassicaformis is the source of this 1440-nucleotide messenger RNA. The record is from the annotation of a GenBank genome assembly. Lineage: Eukaryota; Vitrellaceae.
CCACGUGGUCGACGUGACGCUCCUGUGGAAGCGACUCCUCGUCAACGAAUGGGUCGUCCCGCGCGUUGAUGGCCAUGUAGGGGGUGCGGAUGAAGGGCAGGUGCGGCUUGGACGCCGAUUUAAUGUAGUAGUCCUUCUCGUCAGCAUAGCCGAAGAUGGGGGCGAUGAAGUGGCGAUCGAACUCGCCGAUGGUCUUGGCCUCGCGGACGCCAUCGAGGUUGAACGACCCAGGGAACCUGACAGGCACAAGAAACCCCAUGGAUGCCUGCGCCCAUUUUGUGUGCGAGAGGCCGUUUGUCUCACCUCUGAUGGUGAGUCUCGGCCUUCACUUUGAGGGUGCGAAGAAAAUUCCCAGUGUAGACCAGACGCGAGAAGCCAGGGGAGUCGAUCUUGGGCUGGGCUGCCAGUGGAUCGAACGGCACGCAGGCCACCGCCGCGCCCCUGACGCCUUUCUCCGCAUAGGCCUCCUCUCCCAUGGAACCAAGCCACUUGGUGAUCACGUUGCCGCCAAGCGAGAAGCCGGCGAGAAACAGUGGCCGCGAGGGGGCGAUGUGACGGAACCGCUCGACGAGGAACUGCAGAUCUUCUGUGAAGCCAACAUUGUAUGCGCGGACCUAAACACAAGGCAUCAGGCGAGAGUGGUCAGAAUGUGUGUAUGUGCAAACGGUUUCUCGCGUCAGGACUGCUCACCGUCUUCGGCAACUCGCCGGAGCAAGAUCUGAAGUUGACCAGACAAACGUCGAAGUUCCUCGCGUGGAAGGCCCUGGCCAUCUUGAGACAGAGAGGGCUCCUCGAGUUGCUUUCCAGGCCAUGCAGCACCAGCACAAGCGGGUGGUUCGUCGACGGCUUCUCGACACGCCCCUCCGCCACACACCGGUGCAGCUCAUGGGCACGGUCACCAUCCCAGUAGUAGAAGUCCAUGUCGAUGAAAUCGCCGUCCGGCGUGUCCACACGCACUCGAAUAAGGUCGUCGAUGAAGUGCCACUGGCUGUGCCGACCGAACAGCCGGGUGCGGACGGAUUCUGAGCCGAAGAUGGUCUGGAUGUGCUGGUUCCGCGCCCAUAGUGGAGGGAUAUAGGGCACUGGCUCGAAGGACUUGGCCACUGCGACGCGUUGGGAGAGCGGGAGGGAGGGGAGGGCGGCAGAAGAGGCCUGACAGGGAACACACAAACAGACAUAGAUGACACGCUCGUCUCACUCCUCGUCCGAGUGCUGUCCUUACCUCUGCAGCUGUGGGUGGGAGGUUGUCUUGCCUCACUUGCUGAGGGAGCAAGGCAUCGCAGGCGCCAAACACCGGGUCAACAGACAACAGAGAAGCAGUACAAGAGCAGCCCAAGCCGCAGAUCAGUCACCACACGAAGCCAUACACGCGCAUCCACAGCACCAGCAUGAACGAGCACACCGUCCCCCCCUCACCACCAACCCACCCACCUGUGUCAU